This is a messenger RNA of Pelmatolapia mariae (spotted tilapia), 1085 nucleotides long. It is a transcript of the gene alkbh2, whose product is annotated as alkB homolog 2, alpha-ketoglutarate dependent dioxygenase. Gene Ontology annotation, molecular function: cytosine C-5 DNA demethylase activity; ferrous iron binding. The transcript has 4 exons. The record is from RefSeq and is a predicted model, not a curated record. Gene Ontology annotation, biological process: DNA alkylation repair; DNA repair. The coding region runs from base 126 to 941 and encodes 271 amino acids. NCBI's taxonomy places the organism in Eukaryota, Metazoa, Chordata, Actinopteri, Cichliformes, Cichlidae.
CGCUGAACACCAACAACACAGUGGUGGCUUUGAACGCAGCUUGGAGUACGCGAACGCGUCGCGGGAAACUACAAAUCUCCCAGUGUCUGAAACACUCAUGACUCCACUGUAUUAAAAAUCCACCAAUGGAAAAGUUUGUGAUUCAGGAUCGGAACAAACGUCGCUGCACCAGUGACACUCCAGCAGGAAGUCCGAGAAAAAAGAUUAAACAGGAAAGAGACGAGAAAAUGAAGGAGGGAGACUCUGAAGAUGAUGAGGACGCAGCCUUUUCAGAGUUCUCCAAUCCCGUUCCCUGGCAAAAAAUAGAAGCAGAGGGACUAGACUGUGAUUAUGCACUGCUUUUCUCUAAAGAGGAGGCAGACCGCCUUUUUACACAGCUGGAGGAGGAGGUGGUGUAUGCAACAGGUGAAGAGUCAAAGGUCCAGGUGUACGGAAAGGUGUACAACAUACCGAGAAAGCAGGCCACGUAUGGAGACGCAGGCCUAACUUACACUUAUUCUGGGGUGAGGCGUAUAGCCUGCCCAUGGACUCCAACUUUGAAAUACAUUCGAGACACUGUCACUAAAACGACAGGACAGACAUUUAACUUUGUCUUGGUCAACAGGUACAAAGAUGGGCAGGAUCACAUGGGCGAGCACCGUGACGACGAGAAGGAGCUGGACCCCCGCUGUCCCAUCGCGUCGGUCUCUCUGGGAGCAGCGCGGGACUUCUUCUUUAAACACAGAGACUCGCGAGGAAAGCAGAGCCGCCGACAAAUUGAACCUGUGAAGCUGGAGCUCGCUCACGGAAGCCUGCUCCUCAUGAACCCGCCGACCAACACCUUCUGGUACCACAGCCUCCCUGUCCGCAAGAAGAUCCUCCUGCCUCGCAUUAACCUCACAUUCAGGCGCAUUCUGCUGGACAGCAAGCGUGAGAGCAAGCCAAAGCCGGGUGUAAGUUAGGGACAUGGCCAUGUGCACAGCCACUAACAGCACAGCUCCAUGUUAAGCAACUUGACAGUCUGGAGGAAGAGUGUCUUAUUUAUUUUUUUCAGUGAAUCAGCAUCUAACUUUACUCAACUCAUAUUCAUGUUUCUGUUCGAAAAG